Molecule: messenger RNA, 299 nt
Organism: Entrophospora candida
Lineage: Eukaryota; Fungi; Glomeromycota; Glomeromycetes; Entrophosporales; Entrophosporaceae
Source: the annotation of a GenBank genome assembly
CUUCAAUAACCCUCAUUCUGGCGUUUUCAUUUGUUGAUGCUGGUGUUAGUACAUUUCAUUUUGCAUUUAACUUAAUUCUAUUGACUCUAAGUGGGUCUGUUGGAAACAUCAUUAUCGGAAGGAUUUUUUUAACAAACACCAGAAUUAACAGAACAUCUUGUAUCGACUAUUAUCUAUCAAAUGAUAAUACAAACGAAGACUUCAAUACAAACGAAGAUUUCAAUACAAACGAAGAUUUCAAUACAAACGAAGAUUCCAAUACUGGUACCUAUUCAACAGAAAUGAAACAACAAAUAUAA